AUGGACGCUGUGACGGCGAAUUUGGUUCAGUCUCCGGCCUUACUCCGUCGAACAUCCGAAAACGUCUCUGGGUCGAUUUUCCUAACGGCAAGCUGUCCUGGGUUCAUGCGAUUCGGCUCCGGACCUCAGUUUCGCCUCAGACACAAUUCAUCUCUUAAAUCCUCGAGACCAUUGCUAAGCCGAACAGCUUCUGUUAAGUCUCGGAGAAGCUUUGUGGUGAAAGCUUCAGCUUCUGGUGAUGCGUCUGGCUCGACGGAUUCAAUCGCGCCGCUUCAGCUGAAGUCUCCUGUGGGGCAGUUUCUGUCACAGAUAUUAGUGAGCCAUCCUCAUCUUGUGCCAGCAGCUGUUGAACAGCAGCUUGAACAGCUCCAGACCGAUCGAGAAGCUGAGGAACAGACCAAAGAUGCAUCCUCUGUUCCUGGAACAGACAUUGUUCUCUACAGGAGAAUAGCUGAGGUUAAGGAGAAUGAGAGAAGAAGGGCUUUGGAAGAGAUUUUGUAUGCAUUAGUGGUUCAGAAGUUCAUGGACGCUAAUGUUUCACUUGUACCAUCGAUAAGCUCAUCAUCAUCUACGGAUCCAUCUGGUCGAGUUGAUACUUGGCCGACUCAAGACGGUGAACUCGAGCAACUUCACUCGCCUGAGGUUUACGAGAUGAUUCAGAAUCAUCUUUCCGUCAUUCUCAAAAACCGCGUUGGUGAUCUGACAACUGUAGCUCAGAUAAGCAAACUCGGAGUUGGACAGGUAUACGCUGCUUCUGUGAUGUAUGGGUAUUUCCUGAAGCGGAUCGACCAAAGGUUUCAGCUUGAGAAGACGAUGAAGAUUCUUCCAGGCGGGUCAGAUGAUGGCGAGACUAGCAUCGAGCAAGCAAGGCGAGAAACAGAGAGAAGCUUCUAUGAAGAAGCGGAAGAGACUUAUCAGGCUGUAUCCUCGAACCAAGAGGUUGGUUCGUUUGUGGGAGGGAUCAAUGCCAGUGGCGGUUUCAGCAGCGAAACGAAGCAGUCUCGGUUAAAGACUUACGUUAUGUCCUUUGACGGAGAGACCCUUCAGAGAUACGCGACAAUAAGAUCAAGAGAAGCGGUUGGGAUCAUCGAGAAGCACACAGAGGCUCUGUUUGGGAGGCCAGAGAUUGUGAUAACGCCACAAGGCACAAUAGAUUCGCUGAAGGACGAGCAGAUAAAGAUCAGCUUCAAGGGACUGAAGAGGCUUGUGUUGGAGGCUGUGACGUUUGGGUCGUUCCUAUGGGAUGUGGAGAGCCAUGUGGAUUCAAGGUAUCACUUCGUACUGAACUGA
Messenger RNA from Thlaspi arvense, 1290 nucleotides. NCBI's taxonomy places the organism in Eukaryota, Viridiplantae, Streptophyta, Magnoliopsida, Brassicales, Brassicaceae. The record is from the annotation of a GenBank genome assembly.